UGUUUUUUGUUUGAAAUCGAAAUCAAAUUUCUUCAUCAUUUGAUUUGAAAGAGCGCAACAUAUUUGUGUUCUCUACUAUAUUUGAUUGAAUUCUAAAAUAAUUUUCGAUUAAAAUGGCAAUGAGAACAGUGCCCUUCAAUAAAUUCAUCAAUUGUACUGAGAAGUGUUGGUCGAAAUACAUUAACGGCAAGCUAGAAUGUGAUUGUGGAAGUGAUAUACGAAUUAUUGAAUGGUUUUGGGAAAAAGAUGAAGGUGAAAGUAAUUUCCACCUUGAUCCAAAAAAUUUUAUUGUUACUUUUCAUCCGGUUUACAGUUCUGGCACCUCUGUUGUACGAGGUAGUACACCUUUCAAACAAAAUAUGCACUAUUAUUGGGAACUGAAGAUGAUUUCGAAAUUAUAUGGUACAGAUGUGAUGAUAGGUGUAGGCACAAAAGAAGGAUUACAGAAUUUCACAAAUUAUAGAUUUAGAUUCUGUAGUAUGCUGGGAUUAGAUGAUCAAACAUGGGGUUACUCUUACCAUGGAAAAAUUCAACAUGACAAGUUAACAAGAAUAUAUGGGGAAAGCUUUGGGUUGUCUUCUAGAAUUGGCGUGCAUUUAGACAUGUGCUCUGGAAAGUUAGAAUAUUAUAUUAACAGAAAACCAUUAGGUGUAGCUUUUACUGGUUUGAAGAAGAAGGAAUUAUAUCCCAUGGCUUGUGCGACUGCUGCUCAGUCCUCCAUGAGAUUAAUUUGUUCUGUUUCACAAGAAGAAACUCUGCAGAUGUUAUGCCUCAAAUGUGUUCAUCAGAAUUCAUAUCUGUAUGAAAAAUACUCUUCUAUACCAGGUCUUUACAAGUUAUACAGCCAGAAGUACUUUUGGAUGACUCCCAGUAUAGCAUGUAAAAAAGUUAGUAAGGAGCAAGAAGAAGAAGAGCUCUAUUAUCUAGCAAUGAAUAAUAACUCCGCAAAAAGGAAACAAAAAAAAAAUUUCCUUGUAACACCUAGGUCAAAUAAGAAAAGUUCAUCAAAACAUGCACGCUCCUCAAGGGAAGGAAAUUUUUCUGCGCGCUCCAAUAGACCAUUGCCUUUAAAAAUGGAUUUUGAAUUUGUGCAAGAUAGCAGCGUGUUGAGAUUUCUAUCUCAUGGUACCCUUAAUCAUUCCGAGGAUUCUGAUAGUGAUUGAACUUUUCCUGUCGAUAUUGGUGUUUUGAAUUGUUGAUCUCAAUAAAAUGAAUUGUAAGUUUUCUUGUUGACAAGUUUUUAAUUUCAUCAUUUGUGAAUUUGAAAUUAUAUACUGGACUUGUUUUCUCACCAAUCUUCUCGAAUAUAUUCGUUGAUUAAAA
Coccinella septempunctata (seven-spotted ladybird) is the source of this 1323-nucleotide messenger RNA. Its product is annotated as SPRY domain-containing SOCS box protein 3. NCBI's taxonomy places the organism in Eukaryota, Metazoa, Arthropoda, Insecta, Coleoptera, Coccinellidae. Gene Ontology annotation, molecular function: protein binding. Gene Ontology annotation, biological process: proteasome-mediated ubiquitin-dependent protein catabolic process. The transcript has 4 exons. The record is from RefSeq and is a predicted model, not a curated record. Bases 114 to 1163 code for a protein of 349 amino acids. Gene Ontology annotation, cellular component: SCF ubiquitin ligase complex.